AUGAAGGAAUCUUGUGAAUUGGAGCUACGAGUGAAGAACGGGGGUAUUAGCUUGCAUAACUCUCGUCGGAUUCGCGAAAAUGACGUAAUCUGCCCUUACGAGAGGAAUCUACGUGUGGUGGAUCCAGUGAAGCUGAAGCAAAGAAUUAGCGUAAUCGAAGUGUGCCAGGCCGCGCGAGCUAUCGGAAACUUGGGACGUUUCAUUAGCCACGGCUGUGAAGCGAAUUGUCACAUCGAACAACUCAAUGUGGAUCACGGAACCAAAAUUGCGAUUGUUGCUGCUCGGGCCAUUCAAGCAGGCGAAGAAAUCAUAUCGAAUUACGGACCCGAUCAAAAAUAUCUACUGCGCGUGUGGAUCAGCACAGUGUGUCAACAAGAACCGUCAUGAUCCCUAGAUAUGGAGGCAAUGAUUUCCAGAAUUUGGAGUGGUAAAUAAGCGACGACAUGAAUAAUAGGUAGAAGCGUAGGAAGAACAAGAUAACUUGCAUGUAUGUAGAACGUAAGUACUUCGUACGAGUAGAUAAAACAGCACUCGUCUUAACAGUAAAGUCAAAAUAAACAAAUCCACUUGAAAACUCCA
Messenger RNA from Phytophthora nicotianae INRA-310, 579 nucleotides. RefSeq lists its product as hypothetical. Gene Ontology annotation, molecular function: protein binding. NCBI's taxonomy places the organism in Eukaryota, Oomycota, Peronosporomycetes, Peronosporales, Peronosporaceae. The coding region runs from base 1 to 387 and encodes 128 amino acids. The record is from RefSeq and is a predicted model, not a curated record. The transcript has a single exon.